Messenger RNA from Diabrotica virgifera virgifera (western corn rootworm), 1664 nucleotides. RefSeq lists its product as uncharacterized. The transcript is spliced from 2 exons. Gene Ontology annotation, molecular function: catalytic activity. Lineage: Eukaryota; Metazoa; Arthropoda; Insecta; Coleoptera; Chrysomelidae. The record is from RefSeq and is a predicted model, not a curated record. Bases 155 to 1381 code for a protein of 408 amino acids.
GCAAUAAAUGUAAGUUAAUCAGAUUUUUAUAGCAUGUCGUUAUUAGUUACUAUUAAUUAGUAUUAAAGCUAAUUUUAUUGUUUUUGUUUUCGUAUGUUAUUCUAUUUCUAUUAUUUUAUAUUGGCCGUGGUUCAUGCAGCACACCCUAUAGCAGAUGUCACGAGCCGCCACUGGAAGGGAUGUGUAUUUUAAAAUCAUAUGUGUUAACGCUCAAUCAAUAACUAAUAAAAGUAACAGAAUUGAGCUAAUUUUAAGCUCGGAGGAUCCUGAUGUUUUAUGUGUUUCGGAAACAUGGUGUAGUGAUCUAAAUAAAGACAUAUUUUGUUUUCAAAAUUAUAACCAAGUUGCGUCUUACACAAGAAAAGAUAAAUGUCAUGGAGGUGUUUCGAUUUACAUAAAAUAUUGUUUAUUUUGUAAACCUCAAGUUUUUUUAAAUACUAUGGCGGAAGAAUUACAUUUUGAAUGUUGUGUUACUUUUAGCUUAAAAGAUGGUAUGUGUUGUCUUAUUAAUAUUUACAGAGCCCCUUCUGGCGAUAUCGAGAUAUUUGUAAACAAACUUUACUCUUGUCUAAAUUAUUGUUUUAAACAUUUUAAAACUAUUAUUUUGUGCGGCGAUUUUAAUAUAGAUUAUCUGAAAGACUCUAGGGAAAAAGUUUUAUUUACUGAUCUUAUACAAAGUUUUAAUUUAAAAUGCAAAAAUAAAGAACCUACACGAAUUUUUACAGACAAAAAUGGAAAAACUUCUAAAAGUAAAUUAGAUUAUUUUCUUACAAAUUGGCCACAUCAAUAUAAAGAAACUACCAAAGACUUUGUUUUAGGUGAUCAUCUUGGUUUGGAAGUUUUAUUAAUAGAUGCUAAAGCUGAAACAGGACAAGAUAAAACAGGUCAAAACGUAACGUUUAGAAACCUUUCUCACUCGAAUGUAUUAAAUUUACAAAGUAGUUUUUCCACUGAAUAUUUUAAAGAGGUUUACGAAUUUCUCGAUGACGUUAAUUUGACAUUUGAAACAUUUUUGAGGGUACUGACGUACCAUAUUGACAUAUCUUGUCCAAUGACUAGUAAAAUAAUUCGCAAUGAGCCUAAAAAUAGUUGGGUAACAAAUGAUACAGUACAGGAGGGAAAUGAUUUGAGAAUUCUUUUUUGGCUAUCAAAUAACCUAGAAAAUAUAGACAUGCAUUUGAAAUAUAAAGAAAAAAAGAAGCAAUAUGUCAAAUUAAUCGACGAAGCAAAAAAGAGUUUCUUUCAAAAUAGUUUAGAAUGUAAGAAUACUAUACAACAGAAGCAGAAGUUUAUAUGGCGCACGGUAAAUAACAAAACAGAUAGGAAAACAAAAAUGUUAAGCCUGAAUGACUCACCGAGAAAGCCUACAUCGUCGGCCUAAUAUGAAAGAUGCGUAAGUCCAAAGUACCUGAUUUUACAGGAGAGACAAAAAACUAACUGUGCAUUACUCUACUUCGUCUACUUGUAACAACAAACUGAUGACUUAAUAAAAAAUUUAAUCAAACAUAAAAUCCUUCCUCCCUAUAACAUUUGCUACCUUUUGUCAUUAAAUAAUAAAACCGUAUAUGACUAUUUAACAGAAUUUAUUUCAAAAAGUAACCUUAACUUGUGAACACCGUUAAACUAGUAACCUUUGUUGUACCCCAUUUGUUUAAAACCUUCUU